This is a messenger RNA of Durusdinium trenchii, 3552 nucleotides long. Lineage: Eukaryota; Dinophyceae; Suessiales; Symbiodiniaceae. The record is from the annotation of a GenBank genome assembly.
AUGGUGCCAUCGCAUGGGCUCAUGAAGCCCCGAGAGAUCACUGCUACAAUCAGCUCACUCACCAAAACUGGCCGUUGGCAAGAGGUCUUGUCCCUGCUGGCAGAUUUGCCAGAGACUGUCAAAGCCAAUGUGAUUAUCUACUCAUCGGCCAUCAAUGCUUGCGCGAAAGGGAAGCAAUGGCAACAAGCCUUGCGGGUCCUCCUCGACCUGAUGGAAGCCAACCUGCAGCCAAAUGCCAUCUGCUUCGGAGCAGCAAUCAAUGCAUGUGACAGAUGCGAAGAGUGGCUAUGGCCGUUGGCCUUGCUGGACGACAUGCGAAAGCUUGAUUUGAGUGCUUCUGAGGAAUUCUGCAUCAAUGCAGCCAUGAGUGCCUGUGGCAAGAACCAGCAGUGGGAAGCCUCGCUGAUUUUAUUUGAGCAGCUUUCUUUAGCCGACGUCCAGAUAAGCACUGUUACUUGCAACACUGCCAUCAGUGCAUGUGAGAAAGGAAAGCAGUGGCAACGAGCCAUGCAGCUGCUCAUUAGCAUGCCAUCGCUAAAGGCACUGCCCGAUGUCAUCAGCUUCAGUGCUGCUAUUAGUUCGUGUGAGAAGGGACUUCAAUGGCCCAAUGCUGUGGCUUUAUUGGACGGUAUGAGCCUGGAAGCCAUACAUCCCAACGUGAUUUCAUUGAAUGCAGUCAUUGGAGCUUGCAGCUUCGAUGCGUGGCAAUGGGGGCUCCACCUUCUGAAUAACAUGGAUUCAUGGAAGCUGAUGCCAGAUGUGAUCUCAUUCAACUCAGCGAUUGCUGCCUGCGGGACUGCUGAAAAGUGGGAUAUGGCUCUGAGACUUCUCCACUCUAUGCGUCAUUCUCCUCGACCUAACUCUCGCACCUAUAAUGCUGCCAUCGCUGCCUGCGAGCGGGGCAGUCAGUGGGAACAAGCAUUUCAAGUGCAGGAGCUCAUGAAGACUCGGAAGGUCAAGGUGGAUAUCAUCGGCUGCGGGAUUGCCGAGAAACUCCAGACUGACACGCGCUCAUACACCGCAGUAAUCAGUGAGCAAGCCUUGACCAUGGAUGCAGUCGUGCACAGCCUGGAAAUCAGUGUCGCAUUGCUGCGUUUCAGGAACGUGAACACUGUGGCCUCUGCAUAUCAAAAAGCAACCCAGUGGCAUUUGGCCCUGGCAGUUAUGCAACAAAUGCAGGAAGAUGGACUGCAAGCCGAUCCCAUUACGUUUGCGUCCUGCAUUUUGUCCCUUGGACGUGUUCACAAGUGGCGGCAAGCCAUGCAGCUGUUUGAUGAAAUGCUCUUCAGCAAGGUGGAGCCAGGAAACACCAGCUGCAAUGCUGUUUUGUCAGCCUGUCAAACUGCACAAGCAUGGCAAAGUGUCCUCCAGAUCUUCUUGAGCAUGCCGGAAUUACAGGUUCAAGCGGAUGUAGUCAGCUAUAACGUUUGUAUCGGCUCGUCUGGCAAGGGGCAGCAGUGGGAAGGGGCUCUUGAGAUAUUGUCUCAGAUGCUGCUUGAAAGACUUGAGGUGACCACUAUCAGUUGCAAUGCUGCCAUUUGUGCAUGCCAAUUCGCAAGCCACUGGCAAGAUGCUGCGCACAUCCUUUCAUCUAUGCAGCUUCACGGCCCUGAGCCUGAUUUGACCACCUUCCAUGCAUGCAUGCCUGCGUUUGGCCGUUACCAGAAGUGGGAAGUGUCACUGGACAUGAUGGCCGACUUACAAAGUUCAAACCAGAAGCUGGACCUUCUGACCUACAGCGCAGCAAUGUGUUCAUGCCAGAAUGCCCAACAGUGGAUGCUGGUUCUGCAGCUUUUGUCUGAGAUGUGCAGCUCUCAACUUCUGCCCGACCUGUUGUGUUGGACCGCCGCUCUGGAUGCUUGUGGCAAGAGUUGGCAGUGGCAAAAGUCCUUGGGUUUUCUUCAAGACAUGCGGUCACAACGUUUAGUUCCAGACACUGUUUGCUGCAAUGCCGUACUGGGAGCUUGCCGGCUGCAGUGGCGCCAAGCAGCGGAGAUUUUGUCGGUGAUGAAUGCCAAGGGUCCACGGCCCGAUGCGCUUUCUUUAGAAACCUGUUCAGAGACGUGCGUAGCUUGCAAUCAGCACUGCCCGGCAGUGACGGCACUGAAUCAGAUGCCCUUCACUGCCUUAGAGCUGCUGCAAGGUUGUCACGUCCCUCCAAAAAGGCGCGCGGCGCACGCGCUUACCUUCUGCCUGCCAGCUGCUGCGCAUAUUACGCUUCCGUUGGGCGUGUGCUUCUGUAUCGUCAAUGCCCAGGUCAACAGCCUGAGCUGGCCCCUUGCCACAAGGUAUGCCUACUACUUCGCAGACCUAAUGGUGGGAACUCCUCCCCAGCUCACCUCCGUGAUCGUUGACACCGGAAGUCAUUUGCUGGCGUUUCCCUGCGGGGGCUGCGGUGAUAAAUGUGGUCAUCACCUCGAGCCGGCUGUGGAUAUCAGCAAGUCCUCUACUGCACACUGGGAGCACUGUGAUCAGGUGCCCGAGGAACAGGGGAGAUGCAAGUGCUCGAGUGACAAUCGGUGCAAGUACUCCGAGACCUACUCUGAAGGCAGUGCAAUCACUGGGCAUUGGUUCAUGGACAAGGCAAGGCUGGGCGACUCCUUCGAAAACAACACGGCGGUUGAGGUGAAGAUGGGCUGCCACGACUCAGAGAACAAGCUCUUCUACACCCAAAAGGCGAAUGGCAUCAUGGGGCUGGCACCAAUUCUGCCAGCUGCUUGGGCUCCCCAAGAGGCUGCCCGGGCGCCAGAGAUUUUGGAAGACUUGUUUCGAGACUUGGUUGACUUUUGGACUCGUUUGUUGGUUGGCCUGAUUUCGACAGUUCGCUGCUACUAUGUUGUGCAUCCCAGUCAAUUUCAUGUUGAUUCUUUGGUUGUCGCUGCCAGCAGCGAUGAAUUCGGAAAGGCAAUCAUUGACAGUGGCACUACGCUGUCCUACUUUCCAAGUCAAGUCUUUGCGCGGCUGAUCACGAACAUCGAGACCUACUGUGGCACACACGAGUCAUGCCAUGCAGGCAAGGAUCCAACCAAUAGCCAUUGUUGGCGGCUGAACGAUCCUAGUGCAUCGCCUGAGGGCUUUCCCACUUUGCAUUUGAAGUUUGACCAGGGCGCUGAAGUAGUCUCAUGGGAGCCUGCAUCCUACCUGAGCGAGCGGGGCUAUGGAGUUUGGUGUUAUGCUAUCGCUGAAAGCCAGAAUGGAGACACAAUUCUUGGAAUUUCUUGGAUGCUACACCGAGACACGAUCUUUGACUUGGGACAGAGGCGGAUCGGCAUGGCCUCAGCAGAUUGUCCACGCUACAAAGAAGUCCCCACUUCUUUAUGGCAACGUUUGGCCGUCACAUUGUCCCAGCUUGGCGUGAAACCUACCAUGGGACCGAUGGUCUUGGGCAGUGUCCUGGUGAUCUUCGCGCUUUUCAGCGUCAGAUUGUUGAAGGCGUUGCCCUGGGUGUCGCGAGAACCAGUGGUCUCGCAUGAGACAAUCUUCAGUGCAAGACAAGUAGAGGCCGAAUCACUCGAACCUUCGGACAUGCGGGCGCUUUUGAGAGCUGCUUAG